UUCAAUACCCAUCCCUCGUCAAUUAUACAACAAUGGCUUGUACUGUUACGUUGGAGAGAACUAUGACCAUCACCAAGCGCGACGGUCAAUUCCUCGUUUCUUUGAUCAAGGACGAAACAAAGAAGGAGAAAUCACACAACGGGUGCAAAUGUGAUCUUGUCAAUUAUAAUUCGUUACCUGAUUUCUUAAAGCACAACGAGUUUGUGGUGAAUUACUAUCGAUCGGAGUGGCCUUUGAAGCAAACCAUCCUCAGUAUUUUCUCUAUUCACAACGAGACCCUCAACAUCUGGACGCACUUGAUCGGAUUCCUCAUUUUCCUCACUCUUGCGACCACUUUGAUGGUUUCCAUUGAUACGGGUUUUCAAACAAGUACUAGCCUCUCCUCAGUCAGUAAUUCGUCAAUUCCUCUGAAACUGCAUCAAGAACUAUUGGUCUUGCCUACCUUUGAAGCAAACUUAACCGAUGAACACAGAACAAUACAAUCAAUUGCUCGCUGGCCAUUUUAUGCUUAUCUCGCAGGAGCAAUGUUCUGUCUGCUGAUCAGCAGUGCAUGCCAUCUCCUCUCUUGCCACUCUGAGCACACUUGCUAUGUUAUGCUUCGUCUUGAUUACGCAGGCAUUUCUGCGUUAAUCGUCACCUCAUUCUACCCAUUAGUCUACUACACGUUCACAUGUGAUCCAUUCUUUCGAAACCUCUAUAUGGGCUUUAUUACUGUCUUUGGCUUAGCAAGUGUGCUGGUCUCGCUUGUGCCCGUUUUUGAGAGGCCUGAGUUCAGGAUGGUACGAACUGGACUAUUUGUGUGCAUGGCAUUUUCAGGGUUGGUGCCCAUAAUGCACAAAACGGUGGCGUUUGGGGAUCGACCAGAGGCUAUUAUUACGACUCUAUAUGAGUUAAUGAUGCUCAGUCUUUAUGGAAUUGGAGUGAUUGUGUAUGCAUUGAGGAUACCGGAGAGAUGGUUGCCAGGGAAAUUCGACUUAAUCGGGCAUAGCCAUCAACUAUGGCAUGUUCUAGUUAUUGCAGGAGCUUAUACUCACUAUCUUGCAGGGUUGGUGUACUUGAGUUGGAGGGAUAUUGAACGUUGCUAGAGUUCAAAGGAUUUUGUAAAUUCUUUUUGUAUAAAGUUUGGGGUUUGUUUGGUGACAGAGGGUUGGCUGUAACUGGGAAAUCUUGGAACACUCAAAUGUGAGGAGGUUGCCAAAAUGGACCUUGGAUGAAGUCAAAUGUAAAAACUUGUACUCUUUUCAUGAAUAAGAAUAUUUAGACAU
Messenger RNA from Asparagus officinalis (garden asparagus), 1265 nucleotides. Its product is annotated as heptahelical transmembrane protein 4-like. The transcript is spliced from 2 exons. The record is from RefSeq and is a predicted model, not a curated record. The coding region runs from base 33 to 1085 and encodes 350 amino acids. Lineage: Eukaryota; Viridiplantae; Streptophyta; Magnoliopsida; Asparagales; Asparagaceae. Gene Ontology annotation, molecular function: signaling receptor activity. Gene Ontology annotation, cellular component: membrane.